Messenger RNA from Gallus gallus (chicken), 1714 nucleotides. It is a transcript of the gene ATF4, whose product is annotated as activating transcription factor 4. Gene Ontology annotation, cellular component: nucleus; ATF4-CREB1 transcription factor complex; ATF1-ATF4 transcription factor complex. The coding region runs from base 559 to 1623 and encodes 354 amino acids. The record is from RefSeq and is a predicted model, not a curated record. Gene Ontology annotation, biological process: regulation of transcription by RNA polymerase II. Gene Ontology annotation, molecular function: DNA-binding transcription activator activity, RNA polymerase II-specific; RNA polymerase II transcription regulatory region sequence-specific DNA binding. Lineage: Eukaryota; Metazoa; Chordata; Aves; Galliformes; Phasianidae. The transcript has 3 exons.
GGCCAGUGCAGCGGGCGCAGCAGCAGCGGCGGCGGCCUCGGCACAUCCCCGGCAUCUGCAACCAUGGCGUAAGUAGCGCGUGUGGGGAGCACACGCUGUGUGAACCCCCACCGCCCCCCCCCCCUUCCCCGGUUCCUAAAGCGGGGUUCUGGGGUGUGAAACGGACCCCAAAGGAGAAGCUGCCUGGGCAAUAGGAUCUGGGGUGAGGGCUAAAAACCUACUUGGGGGUGACGGAAACGGCAGGAAGUGACACUUUAAGAGGAAAAGCGAGCCGUAAUACUCUAUUUUUAGACAAACCCACAUCCUGAAAGCUCAGGGCUUUUCCGUUUUGUAAGGUUUUUGCCAGAGUGUUAGCUCCCUAGGCGGGUGUCCUAGUCGUGUAGGGGAAUGCCUUGAUAGAGGGGCAUUGGGAAUGGCAGAUGGAGGACUUAGGCGGGGCUUUCAGCGAGCGGGCAUUAAGGUUUUUCAAGGCACCGCACAGCAGCACUGCUGUAGUCGACAAAAAGACCCUCUCCUUGUCUACAUCCUUUGACGUCAAAGCACUAAAACCUGACCAAGAUGAGCCUCUUGAACAACGAGAUGCUGUUGGGGGAGUCCUCCCCCUUCAGCCAGCCGUGUUCGGUGGCUGAGGAAAGUCUGGGACUCCUCGAUGACUACCUGGAGGUGGCCGAGCCCCUCGGUUCGCAUGGGUUCUCCAGCGACAAGGCUAAGGCAGUCUCCUCCAAUUGGCUCGCUGUGGACAGUUUAGGCAACACCAUAGAUAGCAGCCAGGAGGAUGCCUUCUCUGGCAUGGAGUGGAUGGUGGAGAAGAUGGAUCUGAAGGAAUUUGAUUUUGAUGCCCUGUUAGGUAUGGAACAUCUGGAAGCCACCGUCUCACCAGACGAGCUGAUGGCCACGUUGGAAGACACGUGUGAUCUCCUAUUUAACCCUACCACCCAGGAAUUUCACAACAAAGAACCUCCACUCAUACCUGAUCUAAUCACCAAUCUCCCUGAAUCUCCAAUUGGAGCAGAUCCCAUGGGCCCUUUAUCUUCCCUCUGGUCUUUUCCCCUCUCCCCAGGGUCUCUGACUUCUGUUCCAGACCAUUCAUUUAGUUUAGAACUAGGUAGUGAAGUGGAUGUUCUGGAAGGUGAAAGGAAACAGGAGGGCCCCACCUUUCUGGUAGUGAUCACCAAGUCAGAGAAAGAGGAGGAGAACCAUUCCGAUGAUAGUGGAAUAUGCAUGAGCCCAGACUCUUAUUUGGGAACACCCCAACAUAGUCCUACCAAUUCACUCGGAUCACCCAAUGACAACCCGUUCCCUACAGAUGCCGCCUGUGGCUCUGUGCGGUCCAAACCAUAUGACCACCCUGCUGAGAAGGUAGCGUCAGCAAAGGUGAAAGGAGAAAAGAAAAUAGAUAAAAAACUGAAAAAGAUGGAGCAAAAUAAGACAGCUGCCACACGUUACCGGCAAAAGAAGAGGGCAGAACAGGAGGCGCUGUCAGGGGAGUGCAGAGAUUUGGAACAGAAGAAUCAGGCCCUGAAAGAGAAAGCAGAUUCCCUGAGUAAGGAAAUCCAGUACUUGAAAGAUCUGAUUGAAGAGGUAAGGAAGGCCAAAGUCAAAAGAGCUAGAGUCCCUGAGUAGGGUAGUCAGUAGUGUUCAUGUGCAUGUAUAUAUGCUUGCUGCUUAAGCUGUGUAUGGUGUCUUAAUAAAUUAUUUUAUAGUAAACUUGCAA